AAAGUUUUAUAUAUUAUUGUCUAGAAAUAAUAGAAAAUGUUGAAACAAAUAUGACGCCAAUUCGGCCUUCCCACAAACAAGUGGGGGGCGAAACAUGGGAUGAACAGCCAAUUAUAGAAACUGACAGGAUUAGGCGUCCCUCCUCAUCAUAUGAUUCACACAGGAAUGGUAGUGGCAACACGCCUGAGGAGGGAACAUAUGUCCAGCAGUUUGCUCCAGAGAAUUCUAAGCGAGUUGUAUCCCGCUCUAAUAGUUUUAUUGAGCAUGAUCUGUCUCGUUCUUACGGCUCUUCUAUUCAUAUGCAUCAAGGAUAUGUUGCAUCUUUACCAAGCAGCGAAUAUUUUAUUGCAACUAACAACAUUCCAGAAGAGGAAAAGCAAAAUUUACAGCUAAAAGACGAUAUUUCUGGAAAAUAUGCUCUGGUACAUGAAAAGGAUGUGCAUCGCGAAGGAGGGAUUUGUUCGUCUCUGUUUGUGAGGCGAGCAACAGUAAUGUCAUUGUGGUUUCUCUGCAGUUUUACAUCGAUUGUACUGAACAAAUAUAUUUUGUCCUAUCUCAAUGUUGAUGCAGGAAUCCUAGGUGAAUGUCAAAUUCUGAUGACAACAUUCUUCGGUGGAAUAAUGAUGUACCUUCCAAUAUGCAGGUCCAUUAAACACACUGGUAAACAAACGCACAUGAAUAAAAGACAUUUUUUUAAAACAAUUUCACUGCUGGGAUGGCUACGCUGUGGAGCUGUCAUCUGCUCAGUGGUGGGAUUAAAAUACGUUGCUGUUUCGUUUUCUGAAACGAUCAAGUCUUCUGCUCCAUUAUUCACAGCAGUGGUAGCAUAUUUGUUGCUAGGUGAAUAUUCUGGUUUGUAUGUGAACCUGUCACUAAUGCCAAUUAUGUUUGGUUUGGCUAUUUCCACAUCAACGGAGCUCAGUUUUAAUAUGACUGGCUUUUUGGCUGCUAUCAGUAACAACAUAUUAGAUUGUAUUCAAAAUGUAUUUUCAAAGAAGUUGCUGUCUGGAACAGAGAACAAAUUUAGUCCGCUAGAGUUGCAGUUUUAUACGAGUGUCGCUGCCACAGUUAUACAAAUGCCACUAUGGUUCUUCUUUAUGGAUGCGCAAGCGAAGUUGUAUCAGUUGGAUCAAUACACAGUUUUAAUGUUGCUGUUAAACAGCGUUAUAUUUUACGCGCAAAGUUUAUUCGCCUACUUGUUGAUGUCGCUUAUUUCGCCGGUCACUUUCAGCGUGUCGAACACUGUGAAAAGAGCUGGAUUGAUUUGGUUCUCCAUCUUAGUGUUUGGAAAUGAGGUGACUAUAUUAAAUGCAUUUGGUACGCUCAUGGUUGUCGCCGGAGUGUUUCUAUACCAGAGAGCGCGAAUGAAAGAAACAUCGCAGAGAGUCAGGAUGAUGGAAGAAAAACGCCACAAAGGAAAGGUUUUACCUAUAUAGAAAUUUAUUUUAAGUAAUUAUUUAAAGUCGAUAAAAUUUAGUAGAUAUCAUUACUCUGGUAACCUAAUUUUAAACAGGGGUAGCACCAAAUUUCCGGAUAUUUUGCCACCCAUUUCGAUUUAUUAAUACUUCAUAUUAUUUUUUUUGGAGGUCCGCUUAAUUAUUGGGAAAAUUUAUAACAAAGGAAGACUUACAUAAAAAACUACGAACCUCCCCGAAACUAUUGUUGACCCCGUUUCCAUACUACAGACUGAAGAAUGAACACCCUCAACAAUUAAGUUAUCAAGAGUAGUGUAGGAGACCUUUCUGAAAUAUAGCCUUGUGCCAUUCGUUCGUUGUUACUGUUGACUGUGGAUCAUGAAGAUGUUAUUAUUUUUGAUAUGUAUAAAAUUGACUUGUACACGUUUUUUUAUAUAAGAGCAUUGAACUGCGACAUCUUUAAAUACGCAUAGCACGUUAAGAAAUACGUUGCGAGUGAUCUUGCGUUUUACCGUCUUUAAAAAUGAAGGUUUCACAUAACCAUUCUUCUGAAUUUGCCUUACCGAAAUAAUUUGAAUUGGUAAUCCAAAAUUUAUUGCGCCUCCCUCUAAUCAUCCGCGAUUUUAGAAAAAUGAAAAAAAUAAUAAUUAAUUUUUGUUCAUCUAAGCUUUACAUUCACGUCUCGUUUAAUUGUUUUAUGUAAAAAAUGUCUAGCUGAGAAUUUUCAGAAUUUUACUUUUUGAUAUUGUGAAAGACUAACUCUAAUAAAAAUGCAGUGUAAUAUUUUUAAGUAUCAAAAAAAUAAAUUUAUAAUCAAUUUUA
This is a messenger RNA of Hydractinia symbiolongicarpus, 2237 nucleotides long. RefSeq names its product solute carrier family 35 member E2A-like. The transcript has 10 exons. Gene Ontology annotation, molecular function: antiporter activity. The record is from RefSeq and is a predicted model, not a curated record. Bases 51 to 1436 code for a protein of 461 amino acids. NCBI's taxonomy places the organism in Eukaryota, Metazoa, Cnidaria, Hydrozoa, Anthoathecata, Hydractiniidae. Gene Ontology annotation, cellular component: Golgi apparatus.